AUGAAUGUCUGGUCAGGGUCCAUUCCGCUCAAUUCGGACUCCAAGUUGGAAGGGAUUCGACUCGUCGACCCAAACUCAUAUUGGCAGUCCGAGCUGUCUAAAGAGUCCCAAUUAUGUCUCCGCAGUUUUGUCAAUCCAGCGCUCAUCCCAUUGCACGCACGAGCUGGCCCCAACCUCGAGCUGCACACAUCGCACGCGCGAACUUCACAAUGGCUGCAAAGCAAAUUGACGGGCACCAUAUGGCUGAACGAAGUUGAACAAGCUCUCCAGCAAACCCUUCAAUGUCCAGUCGGUUUACUGCUAAGCGUUGAAAAUUCUAAAACCAGCGCAACAACAAACCUCUUAGUGUACGGCGUGCUCUCGAACGCAUCAUGUACACGCCCACCCACCCCACCACAUUCAUCGCCCUUCGAAGUCCAACCAGAAACUACGCCCACUCCCCGAACUCCCUUUGACCUUAGAAUUUAUGCAGCACCCCUCUCAACAACCCGUCUUACCCAAGCCCAAUCACACCCAUCCCCCCCACCAGAUGCAGACAGCCCAGCGCGCUGCGCAGAGUUCCUACCGGAUACCAGCUCUCCCAGCCCUAAGCGCAAACGAGUCGCAACGCUCUUCCAAGUAGCAGAGCACCACCAUCAACGAGUCCGCCAGCGCGGCGGUGAAGCAGUCUCUCAACUAAUGGCGCCUUCUCGACCAACCUCUUCGCAGAAACAAUCCCUCCGCAUCAAGCGCGAGCCAGAAGACGAUGCUCCAUCUCUCCCAUCUCUAGACCGCCUCGUCUCGCGCCGCUCCCGCUCUGUCUCCGUUGGCCCAAACAUGCAUCGACCCGGAAGUGUGCGUGGCCGCGCAACACCUGCCGUUGCCGAUUCCCAUAAACGCGCCCCGACGCCUAAUCCAUUCCUGGAACGUCGUGCACAGAGCCAGGCUCAACCGCCGUCUUUGCUCUCUGCUGAGAAGUCUAUCUCAACGCCUAGCUCGCCGGCCAAGGAUCCCGAAACAGUCAUUGCAGAGAAUAAGAACUUGAUCACUCGCACGAUCUUGACUUGCAUGCGAUUAUACGGAUUCCAUCGGGCGGAUGUGCGUUCUACUUCGAGGUCUGCUUCGAUGAACAAGCCUGGCGCGGAAUUUGAUGAUGGAUCUGGUGCUAGUCAUGCGCCUGAACCUCGUGCUGAGACACCGGGCCCGGCGACAGAUGAUGAUGAGUUCAAGAAUAUGUACCAUGCUACAUACAAGGCUGCUGCUUUUGCGCUCAGGAAGUACUUGAAAGUUACUGUUGUUCCUGCGUUGCUUGAGAAAGAAAAGGCCAUGACCUGUAUUGAUGAAUUGCUUAGGUUGUUUUGCGAGGAUCAUUGA
This is a messenger RNA of Penicillium soppii, 1353 nucleotides long. RefSeq lists its product as uncharacterized. Lineage: Eukaryota; Fungi; Ascomycota; Eurotiomycetes; Eurotiales; Aspergillaceae. The transcript has 2 exons. Bases 1 to 1353 code for a protein of 450 amino acids. The record is from RefSeq and is a predicted model, not a curated record.